This is a messenger RNA of Bombyx mandarina (wild silkworm), 6204 nucleotides long. It is a transcript of the gene ec, whose product is annotated as ubiquitin specific peptidase echinus. Gene Ontology annotation, biological process: protein deubiquitination. Gene Ontology annotation, molecular function: cysteine-type deubiquitinase activity. Lineage: Eukaryota; Metazoa; Arthropoda; Insecta; Lepidoptera; Bombycidae. The record is from RefSeq and is a predicted model, not a curated record.
UUAAAACUUAACGUGUUUACAAAGUGACUCACGUAACGAGAAAGUUCAUAAGUCCACUUGUAUUGCCCUACAAAAAAUGUUUACUGUAUUAGUAGUAUAGAACCUUCGUCAAUGUUAAGUUGACUAUUUGUCGACAUGUUUUAUUUGGUCAUAUUUUGUUACAUUCGUCUAUGACUCAUUGGAUUAUUUAAAGAGUUGGAUCGUAUGGGAAUCGUUUCGGGUGUGUGUUAAAUGUAAUAAAUUUAUUACAGAUAUAUUAUUAAAUGUAAAAAAAUCUCGAAAACAAAAUAAUCUGAAUUUACAACAAUACACCUUGAACUAUAAAUAAAGUUUCAUUUCACCAAUACAAGUACAAUAAUAGUCGUUCAAAAGUUUUAUGUUCGUAUAUUUUAUCACUCAAAGUACAAACUAAAGCUCGAAGUCGUAGAACGUUAGAAGAAAACAACAAUAAGUUAGACAGGGAUAGACAAAGUCCCACGUGAGUUAUACUGACAAUGGAGUAAAAAAUAUCGUAGGUACCUGAGAGGUAGACGCGCGCGAUGCCCGCCCCCGUACCUCUAGACAAGUCCAAAGCCUCUAAAGGCAGUGUACUCUAAGCCUCCGUAGCGGCAAUAGCGUGUAUACACACGGUAUACUAAGUCGGGUUCCACGUGAAUUUAAAAACAACUGCAUAUAACACGUAAAAGUGCUUUCUUAUAUGCUCUUGUAUCGUGCGCCGUGUGUAACGGUGUGACCACCUGUCGCGAUGCACCUUAUAGACAACUGGCAUUUUCGCGCCUAAACUUUUUCAUUGUAUUCAAAGUGUUCUUAGUAAAACACGUAUGUGUUGCGUGCGUGCAAAUAAAAUUUAAUAGUCGAUGCUAGUGAGGAUAGGAAUAUCUCUGCGUUCGCGCAUCGCGUUGAAUUCAAGUGUCCUGGGAGUACGUGUACGGUUUACUUAUUGCCGUAUAAGUCGUGAAUAUUACAUAUGUAUGUGUAUAACAACGUUGAGUGUGUAGCCAUUGUGUCCGAUCACGAACAUCACGACUGGAGAUCGAAUGCGGAUUAAAUAAAUUUCGUUGUGAUUGUACAAGCGAUGCGGACUAGUCGGUGAAAUGAUAAAGUUUCGGUACAAACGUAAAGAGGCGAGCGAUGGUGGAGGAACUAGUGGAACGGCGAUACAGAAGCAGAAGAUCGAGGGUCUGCGAGACCGGGAACUGUUACCUCCUAAGGACAUGCUGUUAGCUGGCUCGCUGGCUGGAGUGAGACAUAAUACGCUCCCGCGCUCGCGUCCGCCAUCAUCCUGCAGACGCGACGCACCCGAACUUCAGCUUAUCAGUUCAACGACACUGUCUUUGUUUAGAGAACUAUUCUCACAGUUACAAUGGUCCGCGGAACGCGCGCCCGCUGCGGACGCACUCCGCCGAGCUUUGGGAGGUGGUGGGGCAAGAUUUCAAUUAGGCUGCAUGGCGGACGCUAGCGAGUGCUUCGAGCAUCUCCUGUUGAGGGUCCACGCUCACGUGGCGGCCGCGGGGGACAGGAGAGACGACGAUGCCUGCAGAGCCCCACACUGUGUGCCACAUCGCAAGUUUGCGAUGAUGCUCGUUGAGCAAUCUGUAUGUGGUGCAUGCCAGGCUACGUCUGAACCACUGCCCUUCACCCAGAUGGUACACUACGUGUCAGCUACAGCUUUGACAGCUCAGGCAGCUUUAGGGGAACAUGGAGAUAGCUUUGGACUUUUGUUAAAAAAGGCUGGCGGAAUGGGUGACAUCAGAGAUUGUCCUAACGCAUGUGGUGCUAAAAUACAAAUUUGCCGAACUUUGAUGAAUCGCCCCGAAGUGGUGUCGAUCGGGAUGGUGUGGGAUUCAGAGCGUCCUUCUGCAGAGCAUGUUGCCGCCGUAUAUGCAGCCAUCGGCACAGAGCUGCGGCCCACCGACGCAUUCCAUGCCUGCGUCGAUCGGGCUUGGGCCGCCCGAGCCACUCAUCAUCUCGUUGGAAUUGUGACUUAUUACGGGAAACACUACUCAACGUUCUUUUUUCAUAGCAAAUUGCGCCUAUGGAUAUACUUCGACGACGCUGACGUGAAAGAAAUUGGCCCGGAGUGGUCUUACGUGGUCGAUAAAUGUAGAAGAGGAAGAUUUCAACCUCUGCUAUUACUUUACGCAGCGGUCGAUGGAACGCCGUGCGACACCAGGAAUGCACCGAAAGACGUCGUGCCGUUCCCCGCGCCAGAACCCAGACGCGCUAUUACACCUGCGCCGGAACGCCCGGCUAAUGGGUACGCGAGACGAGCUGUCACUCCGGGACCAGACAACGAUAGCGAUUAUAUGAAUAGAAAGGUCAUGGAGAGUGCAAACAUUUUAGACGCACAAGCCGCCAGGCGAGCUCCGUUAGUGCGAAGUCUCAGCACGGGCUCCACAUCGGACUCUAAUGAACGACCUCGGGCUAGAAGAGAUUCUGGCAACUGGAGUGGCGAUCGUAACAGUGCAUCGUCAGCCUCGUCCUCUACAGCAGAAAGCCCGUACAUGUACACUAGGGGUCGCGGCCCUGGGAGUGUUCCAAGUAGUCCCACUCGCAAAGGGGAACUCUCAAGUGGUGGUUCAUGCGAUGCCGGCUAUGAUUCGUAUUCGCUUUCAUCGACAGACAGCUUACCGCUUCAGCAGGGACUGCGCCAUAACUUGCAACGUGCACAACAAAUGCCGGAGAUAAAAACACGAGGUGAUUGUGAAGCGCUGUGUUCAGAAGCUGAUGCGCUUUUAGAGAAAGCGCGUAAAGCCGAAGAGGCGGCGGAUUUUGAAACAGCUUUGGUACUCUGUGACGCCGCUAUAGCAAAAUCCCGCGAGGCCAUGGAUGCUCCUUACAACAAUCCUCACAUGAUGGCAUUCGCACGAAUGAAACAGAACACUUGCGUGAUGCGGUCUCGUAAUCUUCAAAGGAGAAUGGGAGGCAUGUCCCGAAUAUCAGAAGCGCAGCAAACAGCUCCCGUGAGGAAUACAAAAAGUGGAUUGGAAAACUCACCGGUCACCAUUGAAAUAUACGCAACGCUGCCCAAAAAGAAAAACUCGAAGAAAUCUCCAAAAAACAUAGACGAUGACAUUGACAAUGUGACCCGUGAGCGACCGCCUCGUCACAAGUCGCGUGACGAGGAGAAAGGUAGAGAAAAACGCUCGAGAAGCGAAGACAGAAGCCGGGCCAGAAAGGAAAUAACUGUCACGGCAGAAAAAAAGGAAGAAGUAACCGAAGACAAAAAGACUAAUAAAAAGCAACACAAGAUACGAAGAAAGUUAUUAAUGGGAGGAUUGAUACGAAGGAAAAACCGAUCGAUGCCCGAUUUAACAGAGGGUGCUGACGGCAACAAAGAAAAUUCUAAUAAAGAAAAACGUGUCUCCUCCGUUGACGACACUGACGUAGGACGAAAGACGAACGAUGAUAAAUCUCCUUUAAGUGGUUAUCUCUCCGAGGGGCACUUGGAGUAUUCUGCUGCAAGUGGGACGAACCCUAACUUGGAACGAAGUAAGCUUAUGCGCAAGAGUUUUCAUGGUAGCGCCGGUAAAAUAUUGACCGCUGCUAAAGUUCCUCCACCACCACCGGUGCGCACCACAUCCCAGCUUAGCGGGACUAAGUACGGAUAUGUGGAUCACAAUAAUGACAACUACUGCCCCGAAAUAGAGGAAGACGGUGGCUUCUCUGAACAAUACGGAGAUGAACCACAAUCUAUGCCUUUCCUACAUUCUUACGACGAUUCACACGUUAAUCAUUAUGAUAUAAUGGAGAGUCCGCAGUCACAAAACUUUCAUACUGUUGUCACAAAAGCCAUGAUCCACCAAGAACAAAGCCCUGUGAAGAGAGACCUCAUGCCACCAAUACAGCCCUCGCAUAAUAACAUUCAAAACAUGAACUUGGCAUUUGACAACGGUAUGGACGUGGUUGAUUGCGCGUUGCCUAUGAGUAGAUCACCGCCAACAUUUGAGCUGCCCCCUUAUCCCAGUCCCAUGAAUUCUGUCAGUCAUUCACGUCAGCCUAGUGAAGAGUUUCCGCCACCUCCACCACCGAUAGAUUUAACACCGCUGCAAGAGGAACUGCAGAAAAUACAAAAUAUAAAUGAAGUUUCAAAUACCAAUGAAACGCAAGCACCGCAGGGCACACUGUUAGCACAGUUGCAAGAGAAGCGUAACCAAAUUCUUAAAAACGAAAAUCUGACUAAACCGCAUCAAAUGGAAACAGUUAAUCACACUGGCGAUAGUUUAGUGAGAGAACUGCAGGCUGCGUUGAAACUUAAAAGAUCUGGGUCUCUAGAAGGCCAGCUGUCCAGUCCUUCAGAGAAAACUAUCGAGAACAACAUCAACGUUAGAAACAUUGCGUCCAGAUUUGAAAACAACACACAGAACGCACAUGCGGAUAACGAAAGACCGCAUAUUUCAUUAGCGGGGAUGAGCGGAACCCGAGACGUCAUAAACUGUUCCGAUCAAUGUAAUAUCGGUAUUUACAGCAGAAGAGCAUCGUCCUCGUCCAUUGAUGCGAAACAAAUGGACCAAGAGAUAGCGGAUCAGAGACCCGUUCAUAAUACAUAUUCCGAUCGAAGUAAACCUAAAAAGAAAUCGGUCUCUUUCUGUGAUCAGGUGAUUUUAGUUUCGACCGCUGAAGAUCAAGAAGACGAUAGCUAUAUCCCUAAUCCGAUCUUAGAAAGGGUUUUGAAAUCUGCUAUGAAUAAGCCAGAGCUGACAACGAUGCCGUUACAAUCGGAAAAGCCCGCGUUGCAGCGGCAAGAUUCAUUCGACAGUCAGUCGUCGCGGUCUACCAUAUCCUCGCUCUCGCAGAACUCGUUCGUCGGGGCCGAUGGAAACCACGCUGAAUACGUCCGUCUCCAGAACACUUACCCGACAUACCAGACGGCGCAGUCGCGACUCCAACCUCAGUAUAACGUGCAGAAAAGCGUUGGAGUGUACGGUACAAGUCCUACAGCACCGCCCAAUCAAACGCCAAACGCAUUAAACGGCAAUCAAAUAUACCAAUCAUUGCCGACGAGUGUACCUCAAAACGUUCAGAGCCCGAUACCGUACACGCAGCCGCCGCCAGUUUAUUCAAACCAGAGUAACGCGAGCCCACCGAACUUUAGUCAAAACCCUGUGAAUAGACUGACGCCGACCGCGCAAAACGCCACCUACCCGAUAAAACACGCCGCAAACUUGCAACGGAAUGUUCCUAACCAAUACCCACCAAACCAGCGCGCUCAAAUUAAUCAAUUGCCUACGAAUGCGUAUUACCACAGAUUACCCCAAAAUUCGACGUCUUCCAAUAUACCUAACAAUAGUCAUAAUAUCAAUCGUCAGUAUGGCAACACUGUUCCACAAAGCAACACAUUACCGUACCAGAGCGUACCGAGCAAUACGUCCGCAUACCAAAACUACCACAACCCACCGACGAGCUACAUGACUGCUGAAUAUUCUAGUCGAUUUCCGCAAACGACCGCGAACCAUUAUAACCAAUCGCCUUAUCAAAGGGUUCCGCCGCCGCAUGGUGAUGUCCCUGUUGACGGUUACAAUAACAAUACAUACCAGAAACUGAAUACCAAUUAUUAUGUCGAUAAUCCGAGUCAACCGCGUGCUGUAGACACGAGGUCGUACCCUCCGGCGCAGCGUCCGAUGUAUAAUCAAAACGUUGAAACAUCUAACAACGAACAACAUGGUCAAUUUCAAUAUACACAAAAUAAUUAUAAUAAUAAUUCGUAUCAACACGUGCCAGCCUUGAAGCAAUUGCAGAAAAAAUCUGUAUCGUUUGAGCCCGGCACAAAAGGCGGCACCGAUUCACCGGUGCCUCUUCAGUUCAAUCCAUACCCCUGUGUGGACAACAGUGGAGAUAAGACUCCUUGUAAUUUGUGCCGUAAAAGAAUUGUCACAUCUCCCGCCAUGUACUGCACGGAUUGUGAUUACUACAUGUCUAGGUUUAAACCUCGUUCGUAGAUCAUUAAUUUUCGUAUUAAAAGCUCUGAAUAUUCUAUGGACUGUAAUACAUUAUGAUUGUGUAUGAAAUUAUGUAUUUGAAUACAACGCAUAAGAAACGACUGAUCUCACCCGGGAAUAAAUUUAUAACUUAGUCUAUAAAGCAGUUAUGUAGCGUUUAAUUAAGUAUUUUUAUAUUAUUAAAUUAAAUCAACGUUGGUUGAAAUCGUUUUGUAAAAGAAGUAUUAUUACUUAAAUAAAAUAGUAAAAACACAUUAUCUAUGUC